Messenger RNA from Malania oleifera, 2069 nucleotides. RefSeq names its product protein LAZ1. The record is from RefSeq and is a predicted model, not a curated record. Gene Ontology annotation, biological process: transport. Bases 280 to 1734 code for a protein of 484 amino acids. The transcript has 9 exons. Gene Ontology annotation, molecular function: transporter activity. Lineage: Eukaryota; Viridiplantae; Streptophyta; Magnoliopsida; Santalales; Ximeniaceae.
CUGAGUAUUGGGGAGAAGUGUAUAGGUGUAAUUUUCCAUUUUCAUCGCUCUCCAGGGCCUUCACUGCUCAAGUUUGGACUUUUCGGGAGAAGAAAUCAUCAUCGGAUUGGAGGAGAUGCCUAAAAGGUGCUGCUGAUGAUCGUUCAUCACUUUUAGGUCCAUAUGCUGAUACUUCUGGUGGCUGUUACGAUUCGUCGUCGAAUGCGUUCAUUUGGGAGUUGGUGAAUACAUUAUGCUUGUGGGCUAUGUGAAUAUAGACCCGUGAGCUUAACAUAGCUGAUGAAGGUUAUUGCGUACUUAAUCUUUCUGGCCUACUCACCGCCUACAUGGGCGAGUCUGGUUGCUGGUGCCUUAGUCCUUAUCUCUCUUUCCCUUUCAAUUUACCUUCUAUUCGAGCACCUCUCAGCGUACAAGAAUCCCGAGGAGCAAAAGUUUUUGAUCGGAGUAAUUUUAAUGGUUCCAUGUUAUGCAAUUGAAUCGUUUGUGUCGUUGAUAGAUCCAUCAAUUAGCGUUGAUUGUGAGAUACUGCGUGAUUGCUAUGAAGCCUUUGCCAUGUAUUGCUUUGGGAGAUACCUUGUUGCGUGUUUGGGCGGGGAAGAGAGGACUAUCGAGUUUAUGGAGAGGCAAGGACAAAUGAGUUCUAAAACUCCUUUAUUAGAGCAUGCUUCUGAAAAGGGAACUGUAAAGCAUCCUUUUCCGGUGAACUAUUUCUUAAAACCGUGGAAACUUGGUGAAUGGUUUUACCAAGUUGUCAAGUUUGGAAUUGUUCAAUAUAUGAUAAUAAAAUCUUUUAGUGCUAUUUUAGCUGUAUUUCUUGAAGCUUUUGGUGUAUAUUGUGAGGGAGACUUCAAAUGGGGAUGCGGGUAUCCUUAUAUGGCAGUGGUUCUAAAUUUCAGUCAGUCUUGGGCUUUGUACUGUUUAGUUCAGUUUUAUACUGUUACAAAGGAUGAAUUGGCACACAUAAAACCAUUGGCCAAGUUUUUGACAUUCAAAUCAAUUGUAUUUUUAACUUGGUGGCAAGGUGUGGCAAUUGCUCUUCUCUAUGACCUUGGUCUGUUCAAAAGUCCUCUAGCUCAAGGCUUGCAAUUGAAAUCAAGCGUCCAAGAUUUCAUUAUUUGUAUAGAGAUGGGCAUUGCUUCUAUUGUUCACCUUUAUGUAUUCCCUGCAAAGCCAUAUGAGCUAAUGGGAGACCAUUUUCCUGGAAGCGUUUCGGUUCUUGGGGAUUAUGCCUCUGCUGACUGCCCUCUAGAUCCUGAUGAGGUUAGGGACAGUGAGCGACCAACAAAGUUACGUCUUCCACAGCCUGAUAUUGAUGUCAAGAGUGGAAUGACCAUCAGAGAAAGUGUUCGGGAUGUUUUCAUUGGCGGUGGUGAAUAUAUUGUAAAUGAUGUCAAGUUUACAGUAACCCAGGCAGUAGAGCCUGUGGAGAAGGGAAUCACAAGGUUUAAUGAGAAACUGCAUAAGAUUUCCCAAAACAUAAAGAGGCACAACAAGGAAAAGAGAAGAACAAAAGAUGACAGUUGCAUUUCCACGGCAUUGCCAAUAAGGAAGGUGAUCCGUGGAAUAGAUGAUCCUCUCUUGAAUGGGAGCAUUAGUGAUAGUGGGGUCUUAAGGGGAAAGAAACACCGAAGAAAAUCAGGGUACACUAGUGCAGAAAGUGGGGGUGAAAGCAGCAGCGAUCAAAGCUACAGUGGUUAUCAGAUCCGUGGCCAUAGAUGGGUAACAAAAGAUUAGUUGAGAGGAAACCAUUUUUGUCUGCAAAUUGGAGUAGGCCAGAAUGAUGUAAGUUUCUCGAAAGUAGGCUGCAUGAGAUAUGUGUACAGCAGCAUUUGUCUACCUCACAAAGGAUGGAUUUUGGUUAGAAUUGCUCUUGUUAAUGGAUUUGGUUGUGGAAUGCACAGGUUUGGUGCACCCAUGAUUCUUACAUUGUUGUUACUAUACACUGUUUUGAAAGUGUUGUGUAGAGAGAGCUCCUACAUAGAAAUUGGCUGGUUUUGAUGGCCAGUGUAUUGUUCAUGCGUAUACUUCUAUAUUUUGCCAUUGAAGGGUUAUUAUUCACAUUUUGCAUU